This is a messenger RNA of Trypanosoma conorhini, 786 nucleotides long. RefSeq lists its product as uncharacterized. Bases 1 to 786 code for a protein of 261 amino acids. The record is from RefSeq and is a predicted model, not a curated record. Lineage: Eukaryota; Euglenozoa; Kinetoplastea; Trypanosomatida; Trypanosomatidae. The transcript has a single exon.
AUGGGCGUUGCGGGGCGCCAAGACGUCGUACUCGCACGAGUCCCAGCGCGGGGCGGCGCACAAAACCGUUACGUGCCGCAGCAGCAGCGGCGGGGCACGUGGCGGCAACCCACGCCCCACGCCACGGGCCCGCUUGCUUCUUCAGGUGGCGUUGGAACCGUUGAGCCAACAAGCUCCCGGCCACGGCUUCAUGUCUUGGCGACCAAGACGCGUAGCUCCCUGGAGGAGGCCGCGGAGGGGUUUUUGCAUUCUGAGCGUCGUCGUCUGUUCGCCGUAUACCCCCCCUCCACGUCCCGCGAUGCCUCGUUGGUACCCUCCCCCUACGAUUACGUUUGCGUCCUUCAGAGGCUGAGUGCCUGUGGUACGGGGGUGCCUUCCAAGCAUGUGUACUCGUUGCUGGUGGAGUUGCUUAGGAAGCCGCUGCCCCCCUCGCAGGCCGGCCUGGGGUGGGAUCUCCCGGAUGAGGCGGUAGUGGAUUUGCAGGCGCGAGCACUGGAGGCGGUGAUGCCCUGCCUCGAGGGCCGCGACGCCUUGGCGUUUGCGCAGAAGGGCCUCAUGCCACUCCUCUCGCCUACUGCCCUCGCGGGCGGCAGCCACUCUAGUGAGUUGGUGUUUAUUCAGGCACUUCGUCGGCGGCUGCAGGGUGGCGGCGUCGCCUCCGCAGGGCUGGAGGCGAGCGGCGGAAGCAUCGAGAGUGGAUUGCUGGUGACGGCCCCUGUGGUGUCGGCUGCGGCGGCAGCUUUGAUUCGGGUGCGACACAACUGCCGCAAAACAACAGGCGAUUGA